Molecule: messenger RNA, 1242 nt
Organism: Charadrius vociferus (killdeer)
Lineage: Eukaryota; Metazoa; Chordata; Aves; Charadriiformes; Charadriidae
Gene: ARMH1
Product: chromosome unknown open reading frame, human C1orf228
Exons: 11
Coding region: 1-1242 (413 amino acids)
Source: RefSeq, a predicted model, not a curated record
AUGACUUCUGUCAAAGAGCAGGAAGCCAUCAGGAAGCUCAUGGUUUUCUUGCAGGAAUGGGAUAGUGCCCACAACGUUGCUCGAAGCCGCAUCCUGAAUGACUUCAUUAAAAGCAACGAUGGCAACACAGAACCAGAGCUGGAGCUGGAGUUCUCCCAGGGAGCCAGCUUGUUUCUGGCUCGCCUAACAGCAUGGCUCAGGAUGACCUACAUGUACAGCACGUGCCUCGACAAGCUGCUCAAGUCCAUUGGCAUCUUCCUAUCUGCUGCAAGUGGGCGUAGAUACCUUAUUGAAUUUCUGGAGAUCGGAGGUGUCUUGAUUCUCCUGGAAAUACUAGGGCUGAACCACCUGAAAGAAGAGGACAAAAGGGAGGCUGUAAAGCUGCUGCAGCUCGUCGCAAACGCUGGCAGGAAGUAUAAGGAGCUCAUUUGUGAAAGCUACGGGGUGCGAUCCCUCGCCGAGUUCUUGGCCGCUUCCAACUCAGCAGAGGCUCAAGAAGACGUGCAGGUUCUGCUGGACUCUUUGGGCCACGGCAAUCCCAAGUACCAGAACCAAGUGUACAAAGGCCUCGUUGCCGUGCUGCCGUGCGCAUCCGCCCGAGCCCAGCAGCUGGCUCUGCAGACGCUCGUGGUCCUGCAGGACGUGGUGGGAGAGGCGCCCUCCAUCAUUGUGGAGCCCGUGCUGGGCGUGCUGUGCUCAGUGCACCUGGAGGUCCAGUAUGAAGCCCUCAUGGCCCGCGGGCUCCGGCCGGCCCUGCUGAAGGGCCUGGUUGCCUUACUGACCCCCCCCAGGGAGAACGCCACUACCUUCUGCCGCCGGACCGCCCGAGACCCAGCCACGCUUUGCCUGAGGGAGCCCGCAUUGGUCUAUAUUCAGCAGGCAGCUGCUGCAAAAGCCAUCGGUGUAUUAGCCAAGGAGUCAGCAGGAGUGGCUGAAGAACUGAUCGAGAUGAAAGUGGUACAUGGCCUGAUGGUUGCUGUGGGGAACCUGGAUCACGUGGCCAGCCAGAGACAUGCCAGCAUCUCCCUGGAGUAUUUUGUCCACACAUUUCCUUUUGUGGAGGAGUGCGUAAAGGCGACACUAGGACACACACUGUUCCGGCGCUUUAUGGAUAGUCCUGAGACCUGGUACACAAAAAUGGAUCCAGUCCAGGCUGAAGAACUGGCCUCCAAUAUGGUAGACAUCUCCAGAGACAUGGCAAGGAUGCAGUCCACAGAAGAGACAAACCCUGGAGCGAGCUGA